This is a messenger RNA of Pygocentrus nattereri (red-bellied piranha), 6421 nucleotides long. It is a transcript of the gene stxbp5b, whose product is annotated as syntaxin binding protein 5b (tomosyn). The transcript has 30 exons. The record is from RefSeq and is a predicted model, not a curated record. Lineage: Eukaryota; Metazoa; Chordata; Actinopteri; Characiformes; Serrasalmidae. Bases 273 to 3902 code for a protein of 1209 amino acids. Gene Ontology annotation, molecular function: GTPase activator activity; myosin II binding; syntaxin binding. Gene Ontology annotation, cellular component: plasma membrane; SNARE complex; cytoplasm. Gene Ontology annotation, biological process: regulation of protein secretion; regulation of exocytosis.
CGUGCUGUGGACCGAAGGGAGGGACUAGUGCAGCAGGAAUCCGGUUGGAUCGGCUGUGUCAGUGCGACGCUGCGAAUGGAAAACGACCAAUAUUUGCUAACGAUUUUGUAGCCUGUGCGUUGCAGUAUGUUAACUUUGGGCACGGAGGACGGUUUAAUAACGCCGCCUGACAUGUGAGACAAGACAAGACAGCAAAGCUGCAGGAGGGCUGGCCGCGUCCUCUCCUUUCUGUUUCGCGAUUUCUCCGUUGAUGCAUCUUGUCGGGACGAAGCAUGAAGAAGUUUAAUAUCAGAAAGGUUCUGGAUGGCUUGACUGCGGUUUCCUCCUCCUCCUCUUCGUCCGCCGCGCUUCAGCCGGGCAACAGGGAAAACGACGUUAUUCAGGAAACUCUGCAGUCUGAACAUUUUCAGCUUUGCAAGACAGUGCGACAUGGCUUUCCUUACCAACCCUCUGCCAUGGCCUUUGACCCUGUGCAAAAAAUAUUGGCCAUUGGAACACAGAAUGGAGCCCUAAGACUCUUUGGCCGGGCAGGGGUGGAGUGCUACUGCCAGCAUGAGAGCGGCUCGGCUGUCAUCCAGCUGCAGUUUCUCGUCAAUGAGGGGGCACUGGUGACUGCUUUAGCUGAUGACAGCCUUCACUUAUGGAAUUUGAGACAAAAGAUUCCAGCCAUUCUCCACUCUCUUAAAUUUAGCAGGGAGAGGAUUACUUUUUGCCAUCUUCCCUUCCAGAGUAAAUGGUUGUAUAUUGGAACAGAAAGAGGGAACAUUCAUAUUGUCAAUGUGGAGUCCUUCAGUCUCUCAGGCUAUGUCAUCAUGUGGAACAAAGCCAUUGAACUCUCUUCAAAAACCCACCCUGGACCUGUGGUGCACAUCAGCGAUAAUCCUAUGGAUGAGGGAAAGCUUUUGAUUGGUUUCGAAUGUGGUUUUGUCGUGCUGUGGGACUUGAAAUCUAAGAAAGCUGACUACCGCUACAGUUAUGAUGAGGCGAUCCACUCUGUGGCCUGGCACCAUGAGGGGAAACUGUUUGUGUGCAGUCACUCAGAUGGUACACUUACCACAUGGAAUGUACGAUCCCCUGCCAAGCCUGCACAGAUCAUUACACCACAUGGUAAGCAGCCUAAGGAUGGAAAAAAGCCUGAACCAUGCAAGCCCAUUCUGAAAGUGGAGUACAAAACAGCCAGAGCAGGGGAGCCUUUCAUGAUACUGUCUGGAGGUCUUUCGUAUGAUACGGUGGGUCGCAGGGCCUGUCUGACUGUGAUGCAUGGAAAAAGCACUGCUGUGCUGGAGAUGGACUACCCCAUUGUAGAUUUUCUAGCCCUGUGUGAAACUCCCUAUCCAAAUGAUUACCAGGAGCCUUAUGCUGUAGUGGUUCUGCUGGAGAAGGAUUUAGUAGUUAUUGACCUUGCACAACCUGGGUACCCAAGCUUUGAGAAUCCAUAUCCUCUGACCAUCCAUGAAUCUCCUGUGACCUGCUGCGAGUACUUUGCUGACUGCCCUGCUGAACUGAUCCCUGCACUUUACUCUGUGGGCUCCAGGCAGAAGAGACAGGGCUACAGUAAAAAAAAAUGGCCUAUAAGUGGUGGUAACUGGGGCCAGGGUGCACAAAGCUACCCAGAGAUCAUCAUCACAGGACAUGCCGAUGGAUCAGUCAAGUUUUGGGAUGCUUCAGCACUAAUGUUACAGGUGCUGUAUAAGUUGAAAACUGCAAAGGUGUUUGAGAAGGCACGCAAUAAGGAGGAGAAGCCCAGUACUGAUAUAGUGGAUGAAGACCCUUUUGCUAUCCAGAGCCUGGCCUGGUGUCCAGAGAGUCGUUUGCUAUGCGUGGCUGGGGUCUCUGCUCAUGUCAUUGUUUACCGGUUCAGCAAACAGGAAAUCACCACAGAGGAGGUUCAGCUGCUGGAGGUGCGUAUGCAAUGUGAGCUGAAUGAAGUGGACUCUCCGGAUGUGGGAGGUGAUCAGGCAUCAGCUGUGACCACGCCAGGAGCUUCCUCCAGCCCUCAGUCCAGUGUACCACAAACACACCCAUCCACCAGCAGCAACAACUCCUCUGAUGGCCUGCGGGAUAAUGUGCCCUGCCUCAGGGUUAGGAACACUCCACUGAAACAGUCACCGGGAUACCAGGUGGAACUGGUUAUUCAGCUCGUGUGGGUCAGCGGGGAGCCGCCACAGCAGAUCACCAGCUUGGCUGUCAACUCUGCAUAUGGCCUAGUGGCUUUUGGUAAUGGUAAUGGGCUGGCAGUAGUGGACUAUCUUCAGAAGACACUGCUGCUCAAUAUGGGCACAGCAGAGCUCUACGGUUCCUCUGAUCCACACCAGAGACAACCACGUUCACCCCGCAAAGCGAGGCAGCCCUCUGGAGACAAUCUACCUAAGACGUCUUGCAUGUCCAGCCUCUCUAGCUUUUAUUCUGAAUCUGUGAAAAAACUACGUUCUUCUUAUCUCAGUCUUUGUGAUGGCAAUGAUGGGUCUGCAGGUUCAGAAGACAGGUGCAAGUCACCUACAUCAGGUUCUGGUUCACCUUGCCAUUCAGAUGAUGAAAGCAAGCAUAAUUUUCUUGAAAGGGUGAAAUCAAAAAGCAAGCUGAUAACAAAGAGUGUUGCCAAUGACUUUGCUAAGAUGUCACGGAAAUUUAGCAUGACUGCUGAUCAGAAAGAUGGGGAUGUACAGAGGCAGCGUUCUCUCCCUAGUCAGAAAUCAGAUGUGAAGGCACUGUCCAGAAGAAAAACAGGAACUAUCUCCAGGACUCAGUUUGUGUCCAAAUCCAAUGCUAGAGACAACUCCUUCAGUCGCUCGCGCAGCUCCAGCGUGGCCAGUAUUGACAAGGAGUCUCGUGAGGUCAUCUCUUCUUUGCACUUCUGUGACUGUCUGUCUAGGAAGUGUGAAGUGACGGCAGUCGCCAGCCUGUGGUUGGGCACUUCCGUGGGCACUAUGCUGGCCAUCUCCCUCAGUGUGCCCUCCACCCCAGAACUGAGGCUGCAGCAGUCUGUAGGCAUCUCAUUUUGUGGUUCAGUGGUUCGGCUGAAGGGAGGCAUCAUGCGCAUGGCUUUAAUGGAUUCUACUGGCUCUCUCCAGCCUCCUGCUUAUGAGUGCUGGUAUGAUCUCAAUGCCCCAGAAGAAGAGAAGGAGCGGACACGAAGGCGCCGACCCGCCUCACCACCGUCCACUCAGGAAAACCAGGACAGCCACUAUGCUGUGGUCUGCUCUGAGAAACAGGCCAAAGUGGUGGCUAUGCCUUCGCAGAACUGCGUCUUUGAACACAACAUAACAGAGAACUCAUUCGUGCUGAGGGCUGAUGUGGUGGUCAUGCCUGCUGGCAUCUGCAUUGCUUGCUUCUGUGCCAAUGGGCACAUCAUGACUUUAAGUUUGCCAAGUCUGCGGCCACUGCUGGAUGUGAACUACCUGCCCCUCACGGACAUGCGAAUAGCCAGAACUUUCUGCUUCUCAAACUUGGGCCAGGCUCUGUAUCUUACUUCCCCUACAGAGAUCCAGAGACUCACCUACAGUCAGGAAACAUGUGACAACCUACAGGAAAUGCUCGGAGAGCUGUUCACUCCAGUAGAGACACCAGAGGCUCCUAACAGAGGUUUCUUUAAGGGUCUUUUUGGAGGUGGGGCCCAAUCCCUGGAUAGAGAGGAUCUCUUCGGUGAGUUGGCAGCAGGUAAGGCCUCGCGCAGCCUGGCCCAGCACAUCCCAGGCCCAGGCAGCAUGGAGGGCAUGAAGGGGGCAGCAUCAGGCGUGGUGGGGGAGCUGGCACGUGCUCGGAUAGCUCUGGAUGAGAGAGGACAGAAACUCGGCGAGCUGGAGGAGAGGACAGCAGCCAUGAUGGCUAGCGCAGACUCUUUUUCCAAGCAUGCGCAUGACGUAAUGCUGAAGUACAAGGAUAAGAAGUGGUAUCAGCUCUGAUGGCCAUGUAAGGAGUCAGGGGCCUUUGCCUUAGGGAGAUACAUCCCUUCUCUCCCCCUUCUUCCUCCUGCGCCUGCCAUCCUCGCCCAGUACAACACCACACCAAUACCUCAGUCACUUGACUUGGGCUGAGAAACAGAAGGGAGGCAGAGGAUGGAAGAAGAUGGGGAAGGGAAGAGGAAUGCCAGAGUAACCCUUCCAUCUUUUAUGCCAGUUUCAGAGUGGUUAAGCCCCCUUUCCCUUCCACAAAGAUGAUCUUUUUAGUUACAGGAGAGGAAACUCAACACAAAUGCAGCCCUUGUAACUCACUCUCAUCAUCUGUGCUGUCAUUUUUCACUGCCAUUCUACUUACAGAAACUACAAAAUAAUGGAUUGUGGUGAUUGUUUAUAUACGUUAGUUGAGAGUACAGCUGAGAAAUACAGAAAAUGUUCACUGCAUUGCCAGGUGUUAUGCUACUGAUAAUCGCUUGGGCAAGAAUAAAUGGCAUGUCCAGUGACUUUUUGUUCAGAAACGUAGCAUUUUAUUUUUUUGUGCGUUUUCAACUAGGCAUGGGCCAGACUGUCUUACAUAAGACGUCAUGAAAUGUCAUUAAAUUAAUCUCUAAAGGGCUGGUAAUGUGCUGUAACUACCACAUAUCAUGUGAUCAUUCUGCCAUAUCAGACUGGAAGCUGGCCAUGGUUAAGUAGUCACUGAAAUUAAUGUCUUUGUCACUAAAGGACAUGCUGGUAUACACUGAUUAGAUUCCAGAAGUCCACCAGAAGCCAAGAUCUUUCUAAUUUCUCUAAUUGAACACAGACAGAUUAUACUAAUCAACCAUAACAUUAAAACCACCUCCUUGUUUCUACACUCCAUCAGCUUCACUUACCAUAUAUGAUCACUUUGUAGUUCUGCAAUUAUGGACUGUAGUACAUCUGUUUUUGUAUACUUUGUUAGUCCCUUUUUACGUUGUUCUUCAAUGAAGAACACAGAGCAGGUGUUGUUUGGGUGGUAGAUCAUUCUCAGCUCCGCAGUGACAUUGAUGUGGUGGUGGUGUGUUAGUGUGUUUUGCUGGUACGAGUGGAUCAGCAGUGCUGCUGGAGUUUUAAAAAAGAGAAAAUGGACAAUGAGUGGAAAGGUUUUAAUGUUAUGACUGAUCAGUGUAUAUACAUGCAAACAGAUACUAGUAUAAAUGAGCUGAGCAUGAUCUGCUCAUCCUCUGAAUACUUGGCGGUUUCAAAGUAGUCGUAUAUCAUUCCCUGGAGAAAUAUAUCUGAUACCUGGAGCAUGUUGUACCAUUCUUACCCAUGUGAAGAAACUUAAGACUUUGGAAGUUUGAGGCAUGAAUUAUGGCAGUAUGUGCCUUGUGAAGAUGGAUGUACUAGAUGUGUUCACUUCCAGGGAAGAAUUUGCCAAUUAGUAAACCACUGAAUGUUUCAGGCUCCCAUGAUGCUUCAGCUUCUCAGCCCUGCUGUUAAAGUGCAGUACAGGCCAUGGUGUCCAUCUUUUCUCUGGAAGAAAGGACAUAUAUUUAUCUGCUGUUCAUGUCCACUUUUUUUCUUUGAAAAUAUGCAUGUGUCUUGUCCGGAGGACUAUAGCCAUCUGUGUGUUUGUCGUUGCAGUGGAAGUGACCAAGCACCACUAAGUGUUCUAUGUAACUCCAUGCUCUUGGUCAGCAUUUGCUCAGUCUGUACAGGACAAGGGGCUUCUCUUUUGCCUUUUGCUUAUCAUGCAAAUAUGCUAACCUCAACCUACAUGUAUAUCUGUGAGUUUGUGAACAUACAUAUACGCAGGAAUAUGUGUAUGCCCACACAAUGGUUACAGAAAUGCCAUAAGUCUUUUUUUUCUUUCUUUCUGUUUGUGAGGUGCAAGAAAUUGCUGCUACUUGUGUUUAUUUAGGAGCAUUGUUUUUGUUGUUCUUUAUUAUCCAAUGAAGAGCAAGGCUUUUCUUUUCUCUUUCCAAAUUGCUGCCAAAUGUUGUAAAUAGCUGGACGUUUGAAGACAAAUUUGAGAGAGAUGGCAUAGUCAAAGCAGCUGGGGAUGGUUGCUAAGUUCUUGUCCGACACCAAAGAGUUAUUUAGUUUCGCUUGUUGUUCUCAUGUCCAGAAUGCAAGGCUUUGACCUGCUGUUUUACUGUUCUGCUGUAUCUGAGAAACUGGUGUCAGGACCUCCCUAGAAAUACAGUGAGCCACUCCUUUGCUUGCCAAGACGAUGUGUAAAUACCUACCAAAAUUGAGAAUUUUCAACGUUGACUGAACUGAAAAAGAAUUGCGCUACUGUGCUUCAUAUUCUUUUUUGUAUAAGCAAUUGUGUGGUUUUUGCACUAUAUGUUUUGUAUUAUAAUGACAUGGAAGUCAUUUUAUUGAUAUUUUUGUAGUUUGUAUUGUAACUAUUUUUUUGGCAUUUGUUUCUUUCAGAAGGACCAAAAAAAAAAUGAGAACGCAAGAUGCUGAAGUGUAUUGAUGGCAAGCUUCAGGAGUGUCUUUUACUCUCAGAUCUGUCUUCAUUGUCAGUUUAAUGAUAUUAUAUUUAUAUAUUUGGA